UGUGAGUUACUGUUUUACUAAAUGCAGAGAGUUCUGAAGUUCUUUUCUUCCUUAUUCGGCUGUAAUACUCUUUAGUGACACGUGUCCUGAUACAGGUGCUAUCAUAAGAUAUAUUUUCAUCUACCCCUAGGUAUCUGUAACAUUCCUCAUCACUUAUGUAUGUAUGAUGUGAAAUCGAAACCUUUAGAAAUAAACCUGAUUACCUCGUAAAACAACGCCUAUUAUUUAAUGAGCGCAUAUAAGUAUUGUCAAGCCAGAAGUUGUUACAAUCCGCGACAAUCAACACCAACCCUUGAUCGUCAAUAGUAAAUCCGAAGCGAAGACAAAAUGUUGGAAACUUUACUUGGUGACGACAGAGAACUUGUGAAAUAUAUAAGUAUAUACUUUUACAUUUUCGCAGUGGUCACAUUCAUAAUGCUCUUCAUAACUCCGGCACCCUAUGGUCGCUAUUCUUCUCGCGUUUGGGGUUACUUAAUUAAUUGCAAGGUUGCUUGGGUUAUACAAGAAUCGCCGUGCCUCUGGCUCCCCGCGUGCCUCUUUCUAUUCACCGACUCACCCCAGUUGAAAGAAUGGCCCAACAGAAUCCUUUUAUGCCUUUUUCUGUUGCAUUAUUUCCAAAGGACAUGUAUCUUUUCAGUAUUGAUCCGUGGAGGUAAACCGUCACCCCUGUCAACAGUCUCUUUAGCAUUUGUCUUCUGUUUCUUCAACUCUUACAUACAAGUUCGCUCACUCAUGAAAUAUUCGAUCUUUCCUCCAAACUGGCUUUACAGUUUCCAGUUCAUAGCAGGCUGUAUUUUAUUCUUCAUCGGAAUGGCCAUCAACAUCCAUUCAGACCAUAUUCUACGAACAUUACGGAAACCUAACGAAACAGGAUACAAAAUCCCACAAGGUGGAAUUUUCGAAUAUGUAACUGCUGCUAAUUUAUUUGGAGAAAUAGUUGAAUGGUGUGGUUUUGCUAUUGCAUGCUGGUCACUUCCUGCUUCAGCAUUUGCAUUGAGCACAUUCUGUGUACUUAUCCCACGCAGCUACACUCAUCACAAGUUUUAUUUGCAGAAAUUUGACAACUAUCCAAAGACCAGGAAGAUUGCCAUUCCCUUCAUUUGGUGAUUACUUCUCAAAGAAAUCUUGGUAUUCGCAUCUGUUAUUGGUGCUACAAGUGGCUGUGUGAUAACUUCAGCAGUUUUUUAAAUGUUUGUGAGUAGCAGAGUUGAACCGACCUAUUUUAAUUGUAUCAUGCUUUGAUAAACUUAUGUAUAAUCCAGAUCUAUAUUUUAUAUUUUGUUUAUACAAAUUUUAUACAAAUUUAAGACAUUAUAAUAAUUAUGUUGCACAUAUAUGUGUAAUUUCCUUGCAAUAAAAAAAAAUAUAUUCUGUC
This is a messenger RNA of Octopus bimaculoides (California two-spot octopus), 1375 nucleotides long. RefSeq names its product 3-oxo-5-alpha-steroid 4-dehydrogenase 1. Gene Ontology annotation, molecular function: 3-oxo-5-alpha-steroid 4-dehydrogenase activity. Lineage: Eukaryota; Metazoa; Mollusca; Cephalopoda; Octopoda; Octopodidae. The record is from RefSeq and is a predicted model, not a curated record. Gene Ontology annotation, biological process: steroid biosynthetic process. Gene Ontology annotation, cellular component: membrane.